This is a messenger RNA of Psylliodes chrysocephalus, 1332 nucleotides long. Lineage: Eukaryota; Metazoa; Arthropoda; Insecta; Coleoptera; Chrysomelidae. The record is from the annotation of a GenBank genome assembly.
AUGAAUACAUACAGACGAUCACCUCAAAGUGAAAUGGAUGCCAAAGAUUUAACUGCAAUUUGCAAAGAAAGGAUAGAAUUAUACAAAAUCCUAGAAGAAGUUAAAUUAGAAAACUUUGAGAUUGGAAGCCAAAAAUGGUCAGAUUAUAUAAAAUCGAAAAUAAAGGAGAACAAUCUGAAAACUUACUUAGAUUUAUUGACUGAUGAAGAAUCUUCUUCCACUUUCAAAAAAUCUCAAAAAAAGGAUAAUAUAGCACAUUGGAUGUUAGGAUUAGGUUAUUGCGACACAGAAGAACUUCAAAACGUUUUCGUAACUUGGGAACUGCAAUGGUUCCAUUUAAUAUUCAUGAACUCUUCUGAACAAGCUCGAAAUCAAUUUUUGAUAAAAAACAAUUUAGUCUAUAAAGAAGUAAGUCAUAACGAUAUAAUCGACCACGGGGAAGAGAUUGAGGCUUGCUUGGGAUGCGACUGUUCUAAAAUCCCAAAAUUAUAUCAAAUACAUUGGACAGAAAUACCUGAAGUUGUAGGUGUUAGAAAAGCGUAUUUGUUUAUGGGUGAAACUCAUUUUCUUCCAGAAAAUAUUGUUUAUUGCGUUAAACGUAAAUUAAAAAACGAGUUUUUUGAGAGUUUAAUGUUUCAAAAAGAGAAUUUUCAUAAACUUAAAGAUCAGAGGCAAACAUAUUUCAUAAAAAGUCUUCCAUUAAUCGUCCCCCGAAAACAUUAUAACAUUAUUGAUGGAGUUAGUUUGUCUAACAUUGAUGAGCUAGCAAAGACUCAUUAUCCUCUUUGCAUGAGACAUCUACAUCGAUUGUUAAGACAAGAACACCAUCUAAAAUACGACGGCAAGAUGCAAUACGGCAUAUUUUUAUACUAUUUAGGAUUACCGUAUGAGGACGCCAUGCAAUUAUGGCGGGAAGAGUUCACGAAAAAAAUAGGAGUUAAAUUAUUUAAUGCAAAAUAUCAAUAUUUAUUCAAACACCAAUAUGGUAGAGUUGGUCGUAAAUAUGAAUACCCCUCUUCUACCUGUCAAUAUAUUAUCAAUUAUCGCCUCCCGAUGUAUCAGCAGACCCAUGGAUGCCCUUUUAAACAUUGGUCUCCUCAAAAAUUAAGAGACACCCUCGAACAAGAUUGUCACGGUCAAGAUAUUGGAGAUAUAGAAGAUUUAGUUCGAGAGGGCAAGUACCAAAGAGCUUGCACUAAGUACUUAUGUAAGACUAAAAACAUUCACGAAGGGAAAGUUGCAACCAUUGAUAGUCCCAAUGGUUAUGUCCAAAUAAGUAUUAAAGAAAGCUCCGAUUGUUUGGAUAGUUUGUUUUCGAUGGGGAAGAUUUGA